AGGUGUUCGACGAAAGUCCCGUGCUUGUGCCAGCACUCCCCCGCUCCCGCCGAGUGGAGCAAGGAGAGCAGUGAAGGCAGUUUGUCGUCGAGGGAGUUGUGUUCUGCGCGCAGGAGCGGGCGCGCUGCGGCUAAGAGGGUUUGCAGGCUGGUUUCGGAUUGA
Messenger RNA from Linum tenue, 162 nucleotides. The record is from the annotation of a GenBank genome assembly. Lineage: Eukaryota; Viridiplantae; Streptophyta; Magnoliopsida; Malpighiales; Linaceae.